This is a messenger RNA of Aphanomyces invadans, 1098 nucleotides long. RefSeq lists its product as hypothetical. Bases 69 to 965 code for a protein of 298 amino acids. The transcript has 5 exons. The record is from RefSeq and is a predicted model, not a curated record. NCBI's taxonomy places the organism in Eukaryota, Oomycota, Saprolegniomycetes, Saprolegniales, Verrucalvaceae.
CUCUGGCAAGCGGCAAAGAGCUGGGCAGUGUUGCUUACACGCGAGCAAGGGCGCCGACACCUUCCACGAUGCGCAACGGACCGCUCAAGAAUACGAUCAUCACGGUGUUCUUCUCGUUCAUGUCGUUGGCGGUGUGCACGUACUCGACCAUCUACCCCGCAUGGUUCCAGCAAAAGUACAAGGAACACGACCCCGUCGUGUUUCAGGGGUUUGGAAUCUUCAACUUUUACUCGACACAGCCGCUGCAGGGUCCAUUCUAUGCGUCGGAGACGACGCUCGCGUACUCGGAAUUCUGUGCGAACGAAGAAAAAGGCUUACCUCCACCGAACUGGAUGCUCGGCGGCGACGCCCAGUUCAAGGAAAUUUUGUGCGGGUACCCUAUCAAGGGCAUUCAGUACGUGAGCUUUUUUGCAUCCGUCUUUGCCGCAUUUGGCCUCAUUGCUUCGGUCGCCGCGUGUUUCAACCCGGCCGCUGGCUACGCCGAACGCAUUGUGUCGUCGACGACCCUCAUCUCCUCCCUGCUCCUCUUGGCGGCGCUGAUCGUGUGGGCAAUCCAAAUCCAGCAAAAGAUGCUCGAAAUCGACGUCAUAUCAUCGGCGUAUGUGCUGUGCCAAAAGAAAACGGCCAAUUGGAGCUGCUGGUUCUAUGGGUACAGCUUCUGGGCUGCGAUCGGCGGUGUCGUCGGCAUGCUCAUCACCAUGUACACGAGCUCUGCCGGGCGAGCCGAGAAAAUCCGUCACUUUCGCCAAGAAUAUGAAGCCGACUUGGCAAUUGCCAUGCAGCAGUCCAUGGAGGCGACCGCGGCAAAUGUAGCACCGUCGGGGGCCUUUUCGAACCAAGAAUCGUUUGGAGACAACAUGCACCAUGGCCACCAGCCGUACCAACAAGGGUACAACCAGCAAUUCUACAACGAACCCACAAUUCAAAACGCGAACCACUACGCAGUCAAAGGCGGAAUCGUGUAAUCAAGUUGUACAAGUUGCGUGGCGCUCGGUGCCCGUGGCAUUCCUUUUCGAGCAAACACACGCACCUACCUGCCACGGUUGCGCGCAAUGACAGGCCUCGUCCACUUGCCAAGCAAUCCGUGCCGUCACGUCG